GCUAGCACGGGACGGAGAUAGGAAACGAUAAGUAAACAAAAUCCAUAAAUAUUGCAAGGUUGCCACCGAUGAUGCGGACUUUUUUCGGCAGGUCUUCAUCACCACUCAUUCAAGACGCGGGUUGAGGGCUUCUGCGAAGAUGGUCUCCUCAACAAUCAUCAGAGCCACUGUGGCCGCACUGGGACUGCAAUCUGUUUUGGCAGCUCGCAAGAACAUCAUAAUUGAUACCGACAUUUUCAGCGAUUGCGAUGACACUGGCGCGUUGCUCCUCGCUGCAACUUCUAGCGACGUAAACAUACUAGGCGUCAAUGUCAACUAUCCAUCGACCUACUCCGUCACUACAACGUCGGCUAUCCUUGCUCAUUAUGGCCUGACCUCAGUUCCCAUCGGAGCCCGCCGGCCAUUGACCAACGAGAGCUUCCUCGACACCUUCUCGUACGAUUUAGGAGAGUACGGAAGCAAGAUCUCUUACCACUUCUCCGGGGGCUCUAUUCCGUUCGGGGCUGCAGAAGACGCCUGGGAUGCUGUUUCCCUCUACCGUAAACUUCUAGCCGAGGCAGAUGAGCCCGUCACCAUUGUCUCGAUCGGCUUUUUCGAAAACCUUUCUGGUCUGCUCAACUCCACCGCCGAUGCGUAUUCCAACCUUACCGGACCCGCGCUCAUCGCGAGCAAAGUCUCCGAACUGGUCGUGAUGGGAGGUGGGUACCCGUCGGGAAGAGAGUUCAACUUCUUCGGGGAUAACCCGCUUCGCACGGCACAUGUAGUCAACAACUGGAAGGGCCGAAUGGUUUUCUGCGGCACAGAGCUGGGAAGCGUUGUGUUGUCGGGCAGCAAGCUCCUCGCCGAGGGUCCGGCAUCGGACCCAGUUCGCCAAGCGUACAUCUACUACAACUUCUACAGACCUCGCGAGUCGUGGGACCCUCUCACGGUUCUGUACGCAAUGCAGGGCCUCGGCGAGGUGUUUGAAUACGGGAACGAAAAUGGCCGUAACUUCGUCUAUGCCAAUGGUUCGAACGAGUGGAUUUUUGACAGAAACGUCACUAACCAGUUCUGGCUGAAUCUCAAAGUGGACAAUGUCACUGCUGCCGCAGCCAUCGACAAGCUUUACCUUGAAGGAGCAUUGUCAGCCGUCAACAAAACAGCCACAUAAUUAGAAGCUCCAUGGCUGAUGUUUCAUCAAUGUGUGGGAAGCGACCACAUCAAUCAAUGACAACAUAGACCCAGCAAGACCUAUUGUAAUUUAUAGUCUAGGAUAGCGGGAAGUAUUGCAGUAAUGUCUAGUUGACAAGAUAAACAAGAGGUGA
Colletotrichum navitas is the source of this 1304-nucleotide messenger RNA. Its product is annotated as inosine/uridine-preferring nucleoside hydrolase. The coding region runs from base 140 to 1150 and encodes 336 amino acids. The record is from RefSeq and is a predicted model, not a curated record. Gene Ontology annotation, molecular function: hydrolase activity, hydrolyzing N-glycosyl compounds. The transcript is spliced from 2 exons. NCBI's taxonomy places the organism in Eukaryota, Fungi, Ascomycota, Sordariomycetes, Glomerellales, Glomerellaceae.